Molecule: messenger RNA, 255 nt
Organism: Staurois parvus
Lineage: Eukaryota; Metazoa; Chordata; Amphibia; Anura; Ranidae
Source: the annotation of a GenBank genome assembly
CCAGGAGCACCACCUGUCAGUGUCCAUCAGUGCCAGCUCUCAGUGCUCAUCCAUGCCACCUGCCAGUGCCCAUCAGUGCCACAUUUAAGUGCCACAUCAAUGCCACAUAUCAGUGCCCAUUUGAGCUGCCUUUCAGUGCCGCCUAACAGUGCCAGUCAGUGCCGCCUAACAGUGCCAGUCAGUGCCGCCUAUCAGUGCCAUCAGUGCCUCCUCAUCAGUGCCCAUCAGUACCACCUAUCAGUGUCCAUCAGUACA